CUGUGGGAUCGCUACGAAAAGCUCCAGAUUCUCGAUCAGGAAAAGCACCAUCUGUUCGAGGAGAUUCUUGCUCGUUAUGAAGGCCUCUACGAAUUAUACACCACCAAAUGCGACGCCCACGAACGCGAGACUGAGUAUGCCAGAAAUGUCCAGAAAGAAAUGAAGGCGAUUGAAGCUGAAAACCGCGCAUUCCGGGCUUGUUGGGACCGUGAUCCGUUCGUCGUCAUUCUCAUCGACGGUGACGGCAUGAUUGUAAGUUUGAUUGGAACACCAACUUGGCUUGCCCGGCCACCUCAGGCAUUCUCAGAUGCUCUGCUCAACGCCGGCGCCAUGGGGGGGAAGCAAGCUGCCGACCAUCUCCAUGCCUGCAUGGCCCGAUUCAUAGAUGACAACGAAAACAUUCCUAGGACAUCGAAAAUCGUAACCCGCGUCUAUGCCAAUCUUCAAGGCCUCGCCGAUAUCUGUUUCAAGGUCGGCAUCAUCGAUGACCGCAGCAGAAUUGAGGAAUUUGCUCGUGGCUUCACUCGUGGCAAACAUCUCUUUGAUUUUGUCGAUGUUGGCCCAGGAAAAGACCGCGCCGAUGAGAAGAUUAUCGAAACAUUGAAGCUAUAUGUCGGCAACAUUCAUUGCCGUCAGAUCUUUUUCGGAUGCUCCCAUGACAACGGGUACGCCAGAGUUUUGGAAGAAGAUGCACAGGAUUCAUUUUUCAACACUCGGAUCACUCUUUUGGAGGGCGUUCCAUUUGAGAAGGAGCUCCAAGAGCUUCCCUUUCAGUCACAAAAAUUCGAAGGGUUGUUCCGCGACACCAAGAUCCUCAACCCGGACCGCUUCGCCUAUGGACUCCCAAGUAGCUUCCCCCCACCUUUCCUUCCGCCGACCGGUCGUCCGGCUUUGAUGAAUGGAAAUGGAAACAAUACUCCGGAAUCCUCGGCGUAUGGACUAUCAAGAAACCCCUCGGUGUCCACUGUCGCAUCAAACGAUCUGUCCGGCUUCGCGGUGCUCACACCACAAUCCACAGCCCCGACCUGGGCCAACCGAGCCGCAGCUCCACCGCCAUCGAAGAGCCCACCGCCAUCGAAGAGCCCACCGCCAACAAAACUUACCCAGGCCCGUGACACCACCCCGACCACUAUCCCGCGCAACCGCGCAGGCCAGCGCGUUGAUCCGCAGUCCGCCAACUACAACAAGGACGAAGUCAACCGCGUCAAGAACAUCAAGAUGUGCAACGUGCACUUCUUGCGCAACGAGUGCCCCUUUGGCGCCCAUUGCACCCACGUUCAUACCUACAAGCCGACCCGCGGCGAGCUUGAAACACUAAAGCUCGUUGCGCGCAUGGCGCCCUGCAUUAACGGGUCCAGCUGCGAAGACCUCAAGUGCAUCUACGGUCACCGCUGCCCGGCCCCGGAUCCGAAGAAUGGCUCAUCUUCCACCAAAGGCGGCAAGACGUGCAUUUUUGCCGACAAGUGCAAGUUUCCCCCUGAGUUGCACGGCAUCGAUACGAAUGUCGUCAAGAGGAUCGUCAUUCGUAACUAGCUCCACUUUAGGCCAAUAUGCCGAGGUUGACUAGGUGCUUUGUAGACUGAAGCGGCACUGGGGCUACUCAGACAGCGUCGGUCUAUACACUGAACGUGGCUAUUCUAGCUGGUUACUUUUCGGAGCGUGUGGCGGAUGAGCGACUGGGCGAGCGACUGGACAAUGAGCGAACCAGCGACGGAGUUCUGGCGGUAAGGCUUGCACUUUUCCUUUUUUUUUUUUUU
Molecule: messenger RNA, 1757 nt
Organism: Mytilinidion resinicola
Lineage: Eukaryota; Fungi; Ascomycota; Dothideomycetes; Mytilinidiales; Mytilinidiaceae
Exons: 4
Coding region: 160-1533 (457 amino acids)
Molecular function (GO): metal ion binding
Source: RefSeq, a predicted model, not a curated record